Messenger RNA from Aspergillus heteromorphus CBS 117.55, 503 nucleotides. RefSeq lists its product as uncharacterized. The transcript has 3 exons. The record is from RefSeq and is a predicted model, not a curated record. Lineage: Eukaryota; Fungi; Ascomycota; Eurotiomycetes; Eurotiales; Aspergillaceae. The coding region runs from base 1 to 483 and encodes 160 amino acids.
AUGCCUACGCAGAGCACUCGCAUCCAGCGGGCUGCUCCCGCUAAGGCGAGCCGCCUGUUUUGUAUGCACUGUCCUAGAACGGUGAACACCCAUUUCGACCCCGGUGAAGGCGUUGCCUUCGAUAUUGGUUGUUAUCAUGACGCCCGCGCUUCUGUGCUGUGUCGGCUUUGUUCCGACAAGAAUAAGACAUGCACUCCGGCCUGUACUGGUAUGCUUGGAAACGCCUUCGAUCUCGCCGCUAUUCUGAAGUGGCAGCAGGACAUUAUUGAAAGCGAUAUCUGGAACGGGGACGUUAAGCGCACGAUUCUCAAGGAGACCCAUGAUCUCGCGAUUGCAUUCGAUUGUGCGGAAUCUGCCCAUGCCCGUGAGCAUGGAUUGAAAGGCACCCGCAAGGCCGUUCGUUCGAAUCAUCACCUGGGCGUGCCCUUCGAAGUGCACGGAUAUAUGGCCAGUGGCCUGUUCGGUCAUUCUAUUGGUUUUUAGUCCCUCUUUGGACUGUCUAU